Molecule: messenger RNA, 423 nt
Organism: Cyphellophora attinorum
Lineage: Eukaryota; Fungi; Ascomycota; Eurotiomycetes; Chaetothyriales; Cyphellophoraceae
Exons: 2
Coding region: 1-423 (140 amino acids)
Source: RefSeq, a predicted model, not a curated record
AUGUCGGGUGCUUUCACCAUGCCCCAUGCCCUAACGGGAGGUGCCGGCUACAAGGCCAACCCAACCUACGACAACUUCCUGCGCGAACACUCAUCAUUCUACCGCCGCCACAGCGCCGCCUCCGCCGCACAAGACGCCGAUCGUCGCGCUUCGCAGGCCCAAGAUCAGGCUGCCGCCGAUGCUGCGCAAGCUACCGCUAACGUCGCCGCCGAGAACCAGCGUCGAGGCAGUAUCCAGUCUGCUGGUGGCGGCGCUGCCGUUGCUAAUCAGCGCAAAGGAAGCGUGGCUGUUGCCAGUGAUAGUGACAGGAAGGACAGUGUAUUCGGCAUGGAAGCCACGGCUGGUGUCAGGAUGGAUGAGGGUCGCCGGCCUAGUACCAGUCUGGCCAGUGACUUGCUGCACAAGUUCAAGGGCAACAAGUGA